Messenger RNA from Myotis daubentonii (Daubenton's bat), 2074 nucleotides. Its product is annotated as negative elongation factor B-like. Lineage: Eukaryota; Metazoa; Chordata; Mammalia; Chiroptera; Vespertilionidae. The record is from RefSeq and is a predicted model, not a curated record.
AUGACCCGCGGUGCGGGGCGGAAGAGGGUGGUUUGGGGCCAGGGACCUGCCGAGCUGGAGGGCGCCGGGGAGAGGAGCUCAGGCGGCCCCCGCGGCCCUAGGGAGCGGGCUGCCGGGGGGCCUGCAGCGGCGCCGGAGGAGCGCGGUGGGGAUGGGGCGUCGAGCCGACCUGGGGCCGGGGCCUUGGCCCUGUUCCCGGGGCUGCAGGACCUGGGCGUGGCCAAUGGCGAGGACCUGAAGGAGACGCUUACCAACUGCACGGAGCCGUUCAAGGCCAUCGAGCAGUUCCAGACAGAGAACGGCGUGCUGCUGCCCUCCCUGCAGUCGGCCCUGCCCUUCUUGGACCUGCACGGGACGCCGCGCCUGGAAUUCCACCAGUCCGUGUUCGAAGAGCUGCGGGAGAAGCUGCUGGAGCGCGUGUCGGCCAUCGCCGCGGAGGGGAAGGCGGAGAGGUACAAGAAGCUGGAAGACCUGCUGGAGAAGAGCUUUUCGCUGGUGAAGAUGCCGUCGCUGCAGCCGGUGGUGAUGCGCGUCCUGAAACACCUGCCCCGGGUCCCUGAGAGGAAGCUGAAGCUGGUCAUGGCCGACCAGGAGCUGUACCGGGCCUGCGCCGUGGAGGUGAAGCGGCAGAUCUGGCAGGACAACCAGGCGCUCUUUGGCGACGAGGCGGCCCCGCUGCUGAAGCAGUACAUCCUGGAGAAGGAGCGCGCGCUCUUCAGCACGGAACUCUCGGUCCUGCACAGCUUCUUCAGUCCCCGCCCCCCCCCCCCCCCCCCCCCCCCCCCGCGGACGCGGCGCCAGGGCGAGGUGGUGCAGAAGCUGACGCGGAUGGUGGGGAAGAACAUGAAGCUGUACGACAGGGUGCUGCAGUUCCUGUGUACCCUCUUCCUGCGCACGCGGAAUGUGCACUACUGCACGCUGCGCGCCCAGCUGCUCAUGUCCCUGCACGACCUGGACGUGGGCGACAUCUGCUCGGUGGACCCGUGCCACAAGUUCACCUGGUGCCUGGACGCCUGCAUCUGGGAGCGCUUCGUGCACAGCAAGCGGGCGCGGGAGCUGCAGGGGUUUCUCGACGGAGUGAAGAAGGGUCAGGAACAAGUCCUGGGGGACCUGUCCAUGAUCCUGUGUGACCCCUUCGCCAUCAACACGCUGUCCCUUGCCGGGAGCCGCACCCUCCGGCACCUGCAGGAGCUGGUCGGCCAGGAGACGCUGCCCAGGGACAGCCCUGAUCUGCUGCUGCUGCUCAGGCUCCUGGCGCUGGGCCAGGGGGCCUGGGACAUGAUCGACAGCCAGGUCUUCAAGGAGCCCAGGAUGGAGGUGGAGCUCAUCACCAAGUUCCUGCCGACGCUCAUGUCCUUCAUGGUGGAUGACUACGCCUUCAACGUGGACCAGAAGCUCCCGGCGGAGGAGCGGGCCCCGGCCGCCUACCCGAGCGCUCUUCCCGAGACCUUCACCAGGUUCCUGCGGGAGCAGCGCAUGGCCUGCGAGGUGGGGCUCUACUACGUGCUGCACAUCACCAAGCAGAGGAACAAGAAUGCGCUCCUCCGCCUGCUGCCCGGGCUCGUGGAGACCUUCAGCGACCUGGCCUUCGGCGACAUCUUCCUGCACCUGCUCACGGGGAACCUGGCUCUGCUGGCCGAGGAGUUUGCCCAGGAGGACUUCUGCAGCAGCCUCUUCGACGGCUUCCUGCUCACCGCCUCCCCAAGGAAGGAGAACGUGCAGCGGCACGUGCUGCGGCUCCUCCUCCACCUGCACCACCGCGUGGCGCCCACCAGGUUGCAGGCCCUGCAGAAGGUGCUGGAACCCAGCGGCCAGAGUGGCGAAGUGGUGAAGGAGCUCUACUGGCAGCUCAGCGAGAAGCUGGAGCAGCUGGACCACCGCAAGCCCAGCCCGGCCCGGGCCGCCGCCCCGGCUCUGGAGGUGCCCCUCCCUGCCGUGCCCACCCCGACCUACCUCUGACACGUCCCCGAAUCGCUGGGGAGUGGACAGCCCUGGGAGGACAUGGCCUGGUCGGCCAGGAGCCCUGGCCUGGGAUCAUCGGGACCCGUGUCUCCUGGAGGCAGAGCGGUGCUCA